AUGGAGAGAUCAAAAUCAUCUACUGAACAAAUUCAUGAUCAUCAUCAGCCCCCAAGUUAUGGGAACUUAAUUACCAUUCUCAGCAUUGAUGGAGGUGGUAUUAGGGGAAUUAUUUCUGCUACUAUUCUUAAUUUGAUUGAAUCACAGCUUCAGGAGUUAGAUGGUGAAGAUGCAAGACUUGCAGAUUAUUUUGAUAUGAUAUCAGGAACAAGCACUGGAGGUCUUGUAACUGCUAUGUUAACUGCUCCAGAUAAACAUAACCGUCCACUUUUUGCUGCUAAAGAUAUCAAACCAUUUUACUUGGAGCACUGCCCAAAAAUUUUUCCACAAUAUAGGGGCCUGCGUGGAACACUGAUGGCAAAGGUAAUUAGACAAUUGGGAGGACCAAAAUAUGAUGGAAAAUACUUGCAGAGAGUGAUUAGAAAUAAACUUGGAGACAUUCGUUUGCACCAGACAAUCACCAAUGUUGUCAUUCCCACCUUUGACAUCAAAUGUUUACAACCAACUAUUUUCUCAUCUUACCAGAUUAAGAAUUCUCCUGCCUUUGAUGCUAAACUAUCAGAUAUAUGCAUUAGCACAUCUGCUGCACCUACUUAUCUCCCUGCCCAUCACUUCACCAACAAGGAUUCAAAUGGAAAUCUACAUGAAUUUAACCUCAUUGAUGGUGGUGUUUGUGCCAAUAAUCCGACUUUACUUGCCAUGAAUCAAAUAACAAAGCAAAUCAUUGAUGAAAAUACAGAUUUCUUGGCCAUCAAACCUACAGACUAUGGUCGCUUCCUAAUUAUUUCAAUAGGCACAGGAGCAGCCAAAAAUGAUGGAAAAUUCAAUGCAAAAAAGGCAGCUAAAUGGGGACUAUUGGAUUGGCUAACCUAUAGUGGUACCAGUCCUUUAAUUAAUAUUUUUUCUCAAUCAAGUGGCGAUAUGGUUGAUUUUCACUUAGCUGCUCUCACUCAAGCACUUCAUUUCAAAGAAAAUUACCUUCGAAUUCAGGAUGACACAUUGACAGGAACUGAUUCUUCAGUUGACAUAUCUUCUAAUGAGAACUUGGAGAGGCUUUGCCAAAUUGGUGAAAAUUUGUUGAAGAAACCAGUCUCUAGGGUUAAUUUGAAGAAUGGUCGAUUUGAGCCACUAGACAAAGGAGAAACCAACUGUUAA
This is a messenger RNA of Arachis ipaensis, 1155 nucleotides long. The record is from RefSeq and is a predicted model, not a curated record. NCBI's taxonomy places the organism in Eukaryota, Viridiplantae, Streptophyta, Magnoliopsida, Fabales, Fabaceae.